AUGGAAACCACACGCAUCCCCUCACGCCAGUGGGAAGCCCACAAAGACAUUAUUGCUUCUCUUUACAUUGAACAAAACAUGGUGCUCGGCGAUGUGAUCAGGGCUAUGAAGAAAGACCAUAACUUUCACGCUACCAAGGCACAAUACCUCCGGAAGCUGGAUCAAUGGCACAUGAAGAAAAAUUCGACAAACGAAACGUGGACCUUUGCGGCGAACCAGAUCGAGAAGCGCAAGCUGGAAGGAAAAGAGACUGAGAUUCUCAUCAAUGGCAAACUUGUUCCACCGAAGAAGUUGAAAAAGGAGGUGGCUAGGUACUCAGCUAUCAAGUCCGCAACCUCGGAAGCAUCAGGCAAGUUUCAUCGCCCUGCGGAAACUGGCGUUCCUAGCGGAAUUGUCGUCCGUACACCCCCAGCAGAUGCUGUUGGUGAUGUGGAGGACAUGAACAUACCUUGGAUUCAAUCCCAAGAGCACUCGGAGGCAAACACAGCAGUUGAACGUGCGACACCCGGAACUGCUCUUAUUGAGAUGAGAAGUCCUGCUCAACAUUGGUUUAGGACACCUAGUCCGCUGAGCUUCGAUGCUGCUCUCGGCAUGCUAGGCCCGUCCAGCCCGCAACUGACACUGCCUUCGACUAUGAAUGAUGGUGUUCAGGAUUCGUUUCCAGAUUUGGUUGGCGACGACUUCGUCUUCGACUGGGAUACGAUACUCAAUACGCCGCAGCCUCCACGCAUACCUACAGAGGAGCAAACCAACCGGGAGGCCCACAAACUUAUUGGGAAGUGUCUGAAAGCAUUGGUCAACCCUAAAAGUCCAGAGUACUUGUCAGAGGCUGCGCUGGAAUUGGAGAGCCUUGCCAUUCAAACUCGGCAUAUGGUGCAAUUGUACAGCAAUUCUGCCUCUGAUCCGUCAUUCCAACUGUUCCGAUAUGCGGUAUACCUCUCUUCGAACAACCUGCUCUCCAAUAAUAGUACAGACAUGCUGCUCAAAUGGGUCAUCAAAAACAACAAGUUAUGGGUUCUGGAGCGCGUGAUGGACGCAAAAUUGCCGACGACCGAGGUUUUUGCAGCCAACAUUUUUGUCAGCGCCGCGAGGUUGGGCCACCCUGGCGCGGUCUGCGCUCUGCUCGCAAAAGGAGUCGACCCCAAUACAAUUGUUGGGACUUCUUCGAGGCGCCCUGCUCUUCAAGAGGCUAUCGUGCACGGAAACAUGGAGGUUGUUCAGCUCUUGCUUGACGCGGGAGCAGACCCAAAUGCCUUGGUAGGCAGUCCUUGUCGACAGACGGCACUUGAGAUCGCAUUUGCCGCGUACCAUCCCAAAAUUGCCUUGGUCAAAUUGUUGAUAUCUCGAGGUGCGGCCAUGAGUCCUGAAGCUUCAACGUACGAAGGAACGGUUCUACAAAACGCUUUGCGACUGGGCGAUACGGACCUUGUUUGUACGUUGCUACGGGCCGGCACGCGCGUUACUAAUACAACAUCACGCUGGGGUACUACGGAUCUGCAAAUUGCUGCCCGAUGCGGCAAGGUGGAAAUCGUUGAAGCGUUGCUGGAAGCAGGAGCCGACAUCGACAGUCCGCUUGGGGAAAACUGCGAAGACGGAGCUGAAGUGUCGAGAUCGCCUCUGUUUUUCCUGACACCACUUCAAAUUGCAACAAUAAAAGACCACACAGAAAUCGUGCAAGUUCUUUUGGACGCAGGUGCUGGCGUCAACUACUUUCCCGCGGCCAAGUACUCCAACUUCACAUCGUUUUGCUUCAAAGGCAAGCAUGAUGACUGUGGAUCAGACUUUGCAUCCGACUUUGCAUCCGACUGUGAACCAGACUGUGAACCAUACUGUGAACCAGACUGUGAACCAGACUCUGAACCAGACUCUGAACCAGACUCUGCAACCGACGACAAAUCAGACGUUGAAUCAGUCUGUGAGUCGUACACGUUCAGUCCCAACGGCGGACGCGGUGGCAUGCUGUCGGACUUGGAAUUUCUCGGAUCAAAAGGUCGGUAUUUACUUACACCGCUCCAAGCAGCUGCUUUGAACAACAAUAUUUUUCUCGUUCGCUUGCUCCUCAGUCGCGGCGCCGAUGUUAAUGCAAUCGGAGGUCGAGGCACAGCGCUGCAAAUUGCAGCAUCAAGGCUGGGUUGCUUCAAGCUGGUUCAGCUGCUGCUGCGAAAGGGGGCGGAUUUGAAUAGUCCGGCGACCGUACCGGGGGGCCGGACGGCUCUCCAGGCAGCAGCGGGGUCUGGGGACGAGCAAACCAUCAAGCUAUUGCUUAGCAUGGGCGCUAACGUGAAUGCUCCGGCGUAUCGCCGUGGUGGAUGCACUGCCGUCCAGGCCGCUGCGCGGUCGGGGCAUCUCGAAACGGUCAAAUUGCUAGUCGGCGCCGGCGCAGAUGUGCAUGCAGUUGCUGCGCAUGUGUGGGGCCGAACGUGUUUGCAAAGUGCAGCAAGGAAAGGAGACAUCCGCAUUGUCGACUAUUUGCUGCAACUCGGUGUCGAUAUCAAUGAGCCAGCAUGUCCAGUCAACGGGCGCACCGCAUUGCUUUUUGCAAUCGAGAAACAUCACAAGGCUGUUGCCGAGAGGCUCCUUGAGAAAGGCGCAGACCCCACCGGUCUGCUAAACGGGGGAUAUGGCAGCACACCUCUGCAGGCGGCAGUCAAGAACAAAUGGUACGACUUCGCUCAGAUGCUACUACGCCAAGGGGCCAAUCCAAACAAAAAUCUAUCUUCGUCAACACCUUUGGGGAUCUCCCUCCACAACAACGCAGUCGACAUGGCGCGUCAACUGAUCGAUGCUGGCGCCGAUGCGAACGAGCGCUGUGCAGACCUCGAUGGCUAUCUAUCAAGUCCCCUUGAAAUAGCGGUAGCAAACGGGAGCAUUGACAUAGUUGGCAACCUGCUGGAAGCGGGCGCGGACAUUGACGGCGAGCGUGGCAUCAUACCUCUCCGCAUGGCUGUCGAAAGAAACAAUCUUGACGUAGUGAAGAUGUUGCUCUUGAAGGGAGCGAGCCCCAAUCCACGCCCAGACUGCAUUAAUGAAUCGAUACUGCUGACCGCGAUGUGCAGGUCUCCGGUCGACGAAAAUAUGGUCCGCCUCCUCGUUGAUUUUGGCGCUCGCGUGGAAGCGGACGACGGCUUUUCUCUCUACCACGCUGCGAGAAAGGGGUGUCUGCAGGCGGUUGAAUCCCUCCUGCAAGCCGGAGCAGAUGCCAAUGCCCGUCCCUGGAGACAGACAGCACUUCACUGGGCGGUGCAACGGGGAAAUUUUGACAUUGCGGUGGCUCUUCUCAACAAGGGCGCUGACAUCAAUGCCCCUCUCUGGUUAGAGUACGGUGGGACUGCGCUACAGGAGGCUGCCAAAUUUGGCAGCGUCCGCAUGGUGCAGUUGCUUCUCGCACACGGCGCAGACGUCAACGCACCACCAGCGAAAUUCAGUGGAGCAACCGCGUUGCAAGCGGCGGUCAUUCGGGGACAUUUUCGAAUUGUAUCCAUGUUACUCAAGAGCGGAGCGGAUAUCAAUGCCCCAAGAGCAAAGCGAUGCGGCCUGACGGCGCUUGAAGCUGUCUCAGCGUGUGGGAGGCUCGACAUUAUGCAUCUGCUGCUUCAGAACUGCGGCGAUGUGGACGACAUGGAGGCACAGUGUAGGAGUGCAGCCGAGCUGGCGUCCUCCAACGGGCAUGUUGUUAUAGCCAGGAUGCUGCGAGAAUGGAAACGGCCUACCUGA
This is a messenger RNA of Sporothrix schenckii 1099-18, 3714 nucleotides long. RefSeq lists its product as uncharacterized. The transcript is spliced from 4 exons. Gene Ontology annotation, molecular function: protein binding. NCBI's taxonomy places the organism in Eukaryota, Fungi, Ascomycota, Sordariomycetes, Ophiostomatales, Ophiostomataceae. Gene Ontology annotation, cellular component: cytoplasm; nucleus. Bases 1 to 3714 code for a protein of 1237 amino acids. The record is from RefSeq and is a predicted model, not a curated record.